AUGCCUGCAGCGGCGCCUGAUGCCGUCCCCACUCCAGACGAGAAUGGGAGUACUUCUAAGGCCUUUACCACAAAUUCAGGACGCGACAGCAAGAAAAAUGCGUCCAUGGCCUGUCAGGGCUGCAAAAUCUCGAAAAGAAAGUGCAAUGGCGACUUGCCAUGUUCGAAUUGCCUAGCAACCUACAAGACAUGCACCUACGACCCGUCACAGGAUGGGCGAAGAAGACAAAGUCGCAAACGGAGAUUAGAUGAACUGGAGCUGCGCAGUCAGGCUCUCGACAAGCUAUUGGCCAGCCUGAAGAGCUCUUCAAGCUCCGAGGCAGCACAAUUGCUCGAGCUGAUCAGAAGCGAGGCUUCUGUGGAAGAGAUCAUUCGGUUCCUCGACAGUCACCCAGGCAAACUUGCGGACGAGGCUCGAGCAACACUUUCUCCAAGCCCACCUCUAAACAACCAACAACGCCGCAUGUUGACUUUGACCGAGCUCAACGAUAACCCAACGUAUAAAGUUACAGCAGCCCCAUGGACCACUGUUACCGAUGAUGACUUCUUCGUCUCCCAUCUUCUGUCUGCGUACCUGUCUUGGUAUCAUUGGUACUACCACAACUUUGACGAGCAGCUAUUCCUUGAUGCGAUGGCGGCUGGCGAUCUCGGCUCGAUUUACUGCUCCCCUUUUCUGGUCAAUGCGGUUCUAGGAAUGGGUUGCAUGUUUUCGGAUCAUCCAUCUGUCUUUGCCACCCCUGGCGACCUGAGUUCCCGAGGCCUCCAGUUCUACAACGAAGCUCACCGGCUUUGGAUGCUGGAGGAGGGAAAACCGUCACUGACGAAUAUCCAGGGCUUCACCCUCAUGACUAUGAUAGCGGCGUUCAGCGGAAAAGACAGGGUGAGUUCGAUGUCGCUGAAACAGCUCGAGGUCAUGAUUCCGCAGCUCCUUCGUCGGCAUCAAAAGUCGAUGCAGGAUCAGACAAUAUCAGAGGACUUGCGCAGAUCCCUGGUUAUUGUGCAAUGGGCAGCGCACAUAUAUUGGACGUCGUUUGGGACCGGAUUUCUCAUACCGCCUUCGAACCCUAAACCUUCCGUCGAGGCUCCAUAUGCAGUUCAAAGCUGGCAGGACCGCCUCACUGACUGGACACCAUAUCCCUUGCAGCGAGAGACAAUCCAGUUGCCGCUUCAUCAUCUUUACCAUCACAUAUGUGAGCUGUACCUCAUAGUGCCGGACGCUCAAGCCCUAGCUUUCGCGGGUUACGCUAGCAUGACUGCCACCGAAAAGUUGGAUGCUGCUCGCAAGAUCGAUGCCCGCUUCAUGGAGUGGUACGGGGCCCUAGUUCCUCGCUUCCAGUUUGAACAACCAGGAUUCCUUGUUGUUCCGACGACCAUUGAUCUGGCGUUGAGCCUAUAUCAUUUCCGCCUGAUGAUGUGGAACUGGAUGAUCCCAUCAGUAAAAGCAGCCCCCGAGGGAAACGACGAUACAAAUGACAGGACUGGCACUCCGGAACCCAAUGAAACCGACGAGAUAAUCCACGAAGCCAAGGAUAUGUGUCUUGAAAUCGUGUCCAUCACGGCCCGGAUCCUUGAGACCGCAGCCGCAGCCUUUGGCCCUAUCUUCAAUACCCUCCUGACCGCACAGACAACCAUCCUGGCGGCUAGUUUCCUCUUGUCCGGCAAUCUCACCACGGCCACCGAGGAGGAUAUGCUGCUACAAAUCAUGCAUACCCUUGUGAGGUGCUCGAGGCAGCGGAAUCUGGUCAAAGGCGUCACCCAUAUGUUAUUGAAGACCGCCGAAGACCAACUUGCUGCUAACAAGGACAGGGAAGUGCCUCCGGGCGGUGUCAGCAAAGCAGUGGUCGAACAGCUAGCUAUAAUAGUCAAAGAUCUUGCUUGGGAAGAACGAGACCAUCUUUCUUUCAGCUCGCAAUAUCCGAAUCACAUCGUUGUGAAGGAAAAUCCGGAAUCUCAGCUCAGUCAGCUGCUCGAUAGUUGGGCCAACUUGGCUCUGAACGAAGGAGACCAGGGUGUUCAAUCAAAUGGUGGUCGCGGCCAGGAGGAAGGGGAAGGGGACAAGGCUUGA
Cladophialophora yegresii CBS 114405 is the source of this 2064-nucleotide messenger RNA. RefSeq lists its product as uncharacterized. The transcript has 6 exons. Gene Ontology annotation, biological process: regulation of DNA-templated transcription; DNA-templated transcription. The record is from RefSeq and is a predicted model, not a curated record. NCBI's taxonomy places the organism in Eukaryota, Fungi, Ascomycota, Eurotiomycetes, Chaetothyriales, Herpotrichiellaceae. The coding region runs from base 1 to 2064 and encodes 687 amino acids. Gene Ontology annotation, molecular function: DNA binding; zinc ion binding; DNA-binding transcription factor activity, RNA polymerase II-specific.